Molecule: messenger RNA, 5896 nt
Organism: Macaca mulatta (Rhesus monkey)
Lineage: Eukaryota; Metazoa; Chordata; Mammalia; Primates; Cercopithecidae
Source: RefSeq, a predicted model, not a curated record
AAUUUACACACAUGCAUAUACAUUCACACACACAUGCAAUCACACAUACUCAAAUACACACAUGCACUCCCUUACACGGGCUUGCAAACUCAUGCUUACUCUUUUUCACACACACACACACACACACACGCACACACAUCUCCCCAGUAUAGCUAGUAUUGUUCCUAGGUACAGCAGCCUGCCUGUGUCAUCCUUCUGGUUCUGCUGCACCCGGCACCACCUCCGCAGGCGCCCCGCUGGGCUGCCUUCAUGGCUGAGACAAAGUUUGCCAACCACAGCCAUGCCGCCCUGAACAGGAGAACUGUCCAGCAUGCCCUGAGUUAGGAUGUGACAACCCUCUUCUCAGCACUAAAAAUGGGGACACAAGGUGUCACAGCAGGACAGAACAUUUGCUGUCAGGAUGCUUCAUGGUAUAAGAUUAAGACUUAUCAUUUAUUGACUACGUAAGUGUCUACAUGACAGAUGCUCCUACAGCUUAUUUUAUUUAAUUUUCACAACAACCACAUGAGGUCUUGAUCCAAGUGAAUUUAUCUUCAACCUGCCAAAUGUCAUCCUGAUAAACUCAGGGCAGCACCCCAGCUUUUAGAGAUCAUCGUGGAUUUGGUCACUGCCAACUGCUGGUUUAGGUACCCCACCCAGCUUCACACUCCAAUGCUAACAUCCAGAUCUGAGUAAGAAGAAUGAGGAGGAGGAGGAGAGAGCAAAGGAGAAGACAAAUACAUAAUGAUGAGAAAGAGAGGGAAGAUGAAAAAAGGAAGGGGAGACAUAAUAAUAGUAAAAAGAAAGAAAAGGUGGAGAGAAAAUGAGGAACUAUCUGGGCACCUUUCAUCCCACCCAGGACCCGCGAGGGUCACUGCUGUUGCUGCAUCAGCACCAUAUGGAGUAAGGUCAGAGAGGCCAGGGCACAGGAUGUCCUCCAGAACCCCAACAGAACAAGGGCCAGAUCGAAGUCCCUCAAGGUGGAAAAUGACAUGAGUCUGGCUUCCCCUCAUGUCGGUCUCUCCCUUGCCUACAGACUCACAGCCUUCCGCUUACUCUAGGAUCAUUCCCAGGGUCAACAUCAGAUUUGAGUCUCACCCACCUCCAGGCUUCAUCCCCAAUGCCUCUCCCACAGCACCUCAGAUGGGGGAUCUCAUUCCAGGUCACACCAUGCCCUGGCCAGGGCGUUCUCUGGUCAGGGCCCUGAGCACACACAGCAGCCCAGCGCUGCCUGGCUCCUGCUUUCCUCCAGGGACAAAAGCAAGUUUAUUAAGAAAGUAAAGUGGUUAAAGUACAGCUACUCCACAGAGUGGGACGUUCCCAAAAGUAACAGGAGUAAAGCCCCCAUCCUAGGUACAAUGCUUGUGUAGAUGGGGAGAUGUGCUCUGCGAAGGAGUAAUGUUAGGCAGGGACCUAGACCCAACAUGGCGGUACCACCUGACAUGGCCGACCCCUUGUGAGGACUUUACCGGCUGGGAUUUCCUGCCAGGACUUUUCAGCGCCAAAAGCACCCUGAGCCCGCCAAAACUCCCCACUCUGCGCAAACUCCUGGACACCUCAUUCCUCAGAGAUCCAAACCUAACUCAGGAAACCGAAACCUACAGACCCCGCCUACCUCACCCUAUAAAAGGCCCCUGAUACCGGCCGCGCCCGCAACUUCCUCAGCCCUCGCCCUAGGGGACCGGUGAACCUCCACCGCCAGCCCAAUAAAGGCUACCUCUGUUCUCAUCUGCCUCAUGUCCUCUUGCUCUGCUCCCCAUUACAUUACAUUGGUGCCCAAACCGGGAGGAGACCCCUCCCCGGACCCCUGCCUGUCGGGGCAGGCUCUCCUCUCCGGGAGCCAGGACCUCCUCUCUGAGCUGGGAGUGGUUUCUCCAAAUCCAAGACUCAGUUCCAUCACUCCUGGGUAAGUUUUCCCCCGGCCUGCAGGCUCCAGGAGUCCCUGCCCGAAAACGCCGCCCUGUCAGGGCUUCCCUCCUCCUUCACUUGUGACCUCGGCACCAGGGACUAGGAGACAUCCGACCUCCCCGGAAGCCGUCAUACCCCACACUCCUCCUGGCAGUGGGAGGACGCUCCCAUUGCCUCCGGACUGCCCGCCUCAGGAUCAUGGGGGCUGCCCAGUCCAAACCAGACCCAAAAUCCCCUCUGGGGUGCCUCUUGGCUAAUUUCCAGACUUUAGGUCUCAGCCAAGACCUAAAAGGAAAGCAGCUUAUUUUCUUCUGCACAGUGGCAUGGCCCCAGUAUAAAUUAGAUAAUCAGUCUCAGUGGCCUGCAGAAGGCACUCUAGACCUGAACAUCCUCACACACCUGACCAACUUCUGCAAGAGACUAGGCAAAUGGUCCGAGGUAGCCUACCUUCAGGCCUUUUGGGAUUUGCGCUCCCGCCCAGACCUCUGUGUCCGAUAUUCGUUGGCCCAGGUCUUACUCGCGAAAUCUACUCCCUCAAGCAAGGAGAAGGACGAUUCCUCCUCUUUCUCUGAGCCCCCUGAUACUCUUUCCCUGACCCCGCUUCGGUCCCCCACUCAACCUCCCCCUUACUCUGACCCCUCAGCUUCUCCGUCCUCGUCGGCGCCACCCCUUCCCUCCACUCCUCCUGUGUCCCCACCAAACCUGACGGACCCUGUCUCUCCUACCUUCUCCUCCUCCUCGCCUGUCUCAGCCCAUACCCGGUCCAGGACCCACCUCCUGUGCCCCUUGCGGGAAGUGGCAGGUGCCAAAGGAGUGGUCCGGGUCCAUGUGUUGUUUUCGCGGGCAGACCUGUCUAAGAUUGAAGAGUGUGUAGGCUUUUUCUCAGCCAACCCCACUCUGUAUAUCAAAGAGUUCAGAUACCUAUGCCAGGCGUAUGACCUCACCUGGCAUGAUCUUCAUGUCCUUAUGACCUCAACCCUGUCCUCUGAGAAAGGGGAGCGUAUCCUAGCGGCAGCCAGGCAGCAUGCUGACCAGGUUCACUUAAUUGACCCCGCCAUGCCAGUCGGCACCGAGGCGGUGCCCUCAGCCAAGCCUGACUGGGACUACCAGGUUGGGCAGGCAGGCCACCGCCGCCGAGACAUGAUGGUCCAGUGCCUUCUUGCUGGCAUGCAGGCAGCCUCCAUUAAGUCAGUCAACUUUGACAAAUUAAAGGAGGUAGUCCAAGGCUCAGAUGAGAAUCCGGCCGUUUUUCUUAACUGACUGACUGAGGCACUCAUUCAGUACACCCGCCUUGACCCUGCCUUCCCCGCAGGAGGAAUGUCUUGGCUACGUACUUUAUUUCUCAGUUGGCUCCGGAUAUCCGGAAAAAAUUUAAAAAGGUGGAGGACGGCCCUCAAACUCCCAUCCAGGAUUUAGUCAAACUGGCCUUCAAGGUCUACAGCUCCAGGGAGGAAGCAGCUGAGGCCCAGCGACAGGCCAGGCUAAAACAGAAGGUACAACUCCAAACCCGGGCCUUGGUAGCAGCCCUGAGGCCCGCUGGCUCCAGGAGCUCUCAGAGAGGAGGUACUCCCCGAGCGCCACCUGGUGCCUGCUUCAAGUCCGGCAACAAAGGCCACUGGGCCAAGCGGUACCCCAACCCUAAGGAGCCAACUCGCCCCUGUCUGAGCUGUCAGCAGAUAGGCCAUUGGAAGUCAGACUGCCCCAACCUGAAGACAGUCGCUGCCCCAACCUGAAGACAGUCGCUACCCCUCCACGUGACGACCCUCCUCCAGGUACUGGAGGCGUCUUCCAGCUCCUCGACACCGACGAAGAUUGAAGAGGCCCAGACUCGGGAACCCCUCUUACUCUCACCGAGCCCAGGGUUAUGCUCCAGGUAGCGGGCUCCUACCUCCCUUACUUAACCCUCCUUCGUGAGCUUCUGAGAAAACACGCGGACCGGUGUCUCCCUGCACCCGCUUCCCCAGCCCUCGAGAAUCCCGCCAUCGUAGCACCUGGAGACCUGGUCCUGGUCAAGCAGCUGCAACCCCGAGCCUUAUCUCCACGGUGGGAAGAACCAUACACCGUAAUCCUCACCACUCCCACCGCUGCCAAGCUCCUUGGUCUUUCCUCCUGGUAUCACCUGUCCUAGCUGAAAAAGCCGCCCACCCAACAUGAUUCCAAUUGGACCACUCAGGUUGUUACCCCUACCAAGUUACGACUCACGCGCGCAGGUAACGACCCUCUGCCUAACCUUCCUUGGCCACCUAGUCCUCCCGAGUCUAAGUGAGACUCCUGCCCAAACUCCCCCCACCAAUCCAUUCCAGUGGAGGUUCUACCUUACCGAGACCUGGACCCAGGGAGAUCGCAUGAGCCUCCCUCACCAUAGCCAUGGUAGACUGCCAGCCUCAAGGGUGCCAAAGCCAAGUAACCUUUAACAUAUCCUCCUUCCAGAGUAUCCCCCAAAAGUACCCCCCUCCAUACCCAGUCAUUUGUUUCAUAUAUGAUCAGACGAACGAUGCCUGUCAAUCCACUUGGGUUGAGACCAGUGGAGGCUGCCCUUGUCACUACUGCAACAUGCACAAGACCAUUCCGGACGACAAAGAAAUCCUCUGGCAGCAGCCCACUUCCUCUGUGCGACUGACUAUGAGUGACAAGUAUGACAAGUCUACAUUCUUCCUCACCAUCCCUGACCCUUGGGACUUGAGGUGGGCGUCGGGGGUUGAGGCCCGCCUUUACCAAGGGGUCCAUGACCUUUACCCCGUGGCCCGACUCAGGAUCUUUAGGGUCUACAUCAGGGUCGUAAGCAGCCUUGUCAGCCUGGCCUCUGACAUCAAACAACAGGAGAAAGCCAUCUCAGCUAUAGCCAACCCAGGCAUCAAGCCCCAGGACAGCAGCAACCCUUUUUCAUGGCUAACCUUAGUCAGGGAAUGGGCUCAAGUAGUACACAUGGCCGGAGUACACAUCUCUCGUUGUUUCCUGUGUGCAGCCUUGAAUAAGCCCCCACUGGUUGUGGUACCCUUAGCCAGUCCUUUUAACUCCUCUAACCUAACCCUCUGCUUUCCCCUUCCCGGCCGAACCGUGGGAGAGGUCCCCUUGUUCCAAGACCCACUUAGGCAACAACUCCCCUUUUACUACUCCACCCCCAAUGCUUCCUGGUGCAACCGGACAGGAUCUGCACCUCCAAAUCUAACCACCACUCCAGGUAGCAAUCGAAGCUUCUGUGGAGUCCUUGGCUUCCCUCCAAUGGCAGAUCACCUCAGUCGCCCAGGUGGCAGCCCAGAACCAUCGGGCACUCAACCUCCUUACAGCCGAUAAGGAUGGCACCUGCAUAUUCCUCAAUGAAGAAUGUUACUGCUACAUCAAUGAAUCAGGACUAGUAGAAACCAAUCUCCUCACUCUAGAAAAGAUUCGGGAAGGACUCCACCAGAGAAACUUCGGAUUGGGGCCCUCAUUUGGGUGGUGGCAGUCAUCUAUAGCCAGUUGGGUCCUACCCUUUCUAAGCCCCUUACUAAUCAUUGGCUUCUUGCUAUUCAUAGCUCCCUGUGUCCUCCGCUUUGUCCAGGACCACAUAAAGGAAGUCUCCCGGGUCACUGUCAAUCAGAUGCUACUCCACCCCAUACCCAAGUUCCGAUCUCCGAAGAACCCCACAAUGACCUAUACCAGCAGGAAGCAGCCAGAUGAACAUGUCGCCUCUUUUUCUUAUUAGAAAGAGGUCAGAAUGUUAGGCAGGGACUUAGACCCAGCAUGGCAGUACCACCUGACAUAGCGGGCCCCUUGUCAGGAGUUUACCUGCUGGGACUUCCUGCUAGGACUUUUCAGCAUGCGAAAAGCACCCUGAGCCCGCCAAAACUCCCCACUCUGCACAAACUCCUGGACAAGUCAUUCCUCAGAGAUCGAAACCUAUAGACCCCGCCUACCACGCCCUAUAAAAGGCCGCUGAUACCUGCCCUGUGCGAGACUUCCUCAGCCCUCCUCCUAAGGGACUGGUGAACCUCGCCCAUGAGCCCAGUAAAGGCUACCUCUGUUCUCA